GCCGCCGCCGCCCGUCCCCGCCUCCCCCUACCCGCCGCCCCGGCCCUUUCCCCCGCCGGGGCCCCUCGGCCCGACCAUGGCCACCAGGAAGGCGGGCUCGCGGCUGGAGACGGAGAUCGAGCGGUGCCGCUCCGAGUGCCAGUGGGAGCGGAUUCCCGAGCUCGUCAAGCAGCUCUCGGCCAAGCUCAUCGCGAACGAUGACAUGGCAGAGCUUCUUCUUGGGGAGUCCAAACUAGAACAAUUUUUGAAGGAAAAUACUCUUAAACACAGUAACAGUCCCCGGGGCCCCCAGCCAAAGCUGACCGAGGUCAGGAAACAUCUCACGGCAGCACUUGAUAGGGGUAAUCUCAAGCCAGAAUUCCUACAAGAAGCUAACCUAAUAAUGGCCAAAUUAAAUUAUGUGGAAGGUGAUUACAAAGAAGCUCUGAACACAUAUGCUAGAGUUGGAGUUGAUGACUUGCAGCUGACUGCAGUGCCACCGUAUCGGCUACGGAUGAUUGCUGAAGCAUAUUCUACAAAGGGUCUCUGUCUCGAGAAACUGCCAAUAUCUUCCUCAGCGAGCAAUCUCCACGUGGACCGAGAACAAGAAAUUGUCACAUGCUAUGAGAAGGCUGGGGAUAUUGCUCUCCUGUACCUUCAGGAGAUAGAAAGGGUGAUAAAUGCCAACAUACAAAACAGAAGCCCUAAGCCAGGGCCCACUGCACAUGAACAAGAGCUUGGUUUCUUCCUGGAAACAGGACUUCAGAGAGCACAUGUUCUAUAUUUCAAGAAUGGGAACUUGACAAGAGGAGUUGGUAGAUUUAGAGAGUUACUAAGAGCUGUGGAAACAAGAACUACACAAAACCUGCGAAUGACAAUAGCAAGACAACUUGCAGAAAUUUUGCUACGAGGUAUGUGUGAACAGAGUUACUGGAAUCCACUGGAAGAUCCUCCUCACCAAUCACCCCUUGAUGAUCCACUGCGAAAAGGUUCAAAUAUGAAGAAUUAUGCGCUCAGUAGGAGACCACGGGUAUACACUGGAGAGAACAUCUUCUGUCCUCAAGAAAAUACAGAAGAAGCCUUACUGUUGCUGCUUAUUAGUGAAUCUAUGGCUAACCGGGAUGCUGUACUGAGCAGAAUACCAGAACACAAGAAUGAUCGCAUCAUCAGUUUGCAAAGUGCAUCUGUAGUCUAUGAUUUACUUACUAUAGCCUUGGGAAGAAGAGGCCAGUAUGAAAUGCUUUCAGAGUGUUUAGAAAGAGCCAUGAAGUUUGCAUUUGAAGAGUUCCAUCUCUGGUAUCAGUUUGCAUUGUCCUUGAUGGCAGCAGGAAAAUCUGCUCGAGCUGUUAAAGUCUUGAAGGAAUGUAUACGUUUGAAACCAGAUGAUGCAACGAUUCCACUCCUUGCUGCAAAGCUCUGCAUGGGAUCUCUGCACUGGUUGGAAGAAGCUGAAAGGUUUGCCAAAGCAGUUGUUGAUCUCGGGGACAAAACAUCAGAGUUCAAAGCAAAAGGCUACUUGGCACUGGGAUUGACUUACAGUCUGCAGGCUACUGAUGCAUCUUUGCGAGGGAUGCAAGAGGUCUUGCAGAGAAAGGCUCUUCUUGCAUUUCAGAGGGCUCACAGUUUGUCUCCAACAGAUCAUUUGGCAGCAUUUUACUUGGCACUGCAGCUUGCCAUUUCCAGACAGAUACCAGAAGCUUUGGGUUAUGUUCGUCAGGCUCUGCAGCUACAAGGAGAUGAUGCCAACUCUCUUCAUCUUCUUGCACUCUUGCUAUCAGCCCAGAAACACUAUCAUGAUGCUUUGAAUAUCAUUGAUAUGGCCUUGAGUGAAUAUCCAGAAAAUUUUAUAUUGCUGUUUACAAAAGUCAAAUUGGAGUCCCUGUGCAGAGGCCCAGAUGAAGCACUCCUUACUUGUAAACACAUGCUCCAGAUUUGGAAAUCCUGCUACAAUCUAACUAACCCAAGUGAUUCUGGACGUGGGAGCAGCUUGUUAGACAGAGCUAUUGCUGAUAGACGACAGCUCAAUACAAUUACAUUACCAGAUUUCAGUGAUCCUGAAACAGGUUCAGUCCAUGCCACAUCAAUAGCAGCUUCCAGAGUGGAGCAAGCAUUGUCUGAGGUUGCUUCUUCCCUGCAAAGCAGUGCCCCUAAACAAGGUCCCCUGCAUCCUUGGAUGACUCUGGCUCAAAUAUGGCUACAUGCAGCUGAAGUCUACAUAGGAAUUGGGAAGCCUGCUGAGGCUACAGCAUGUACCCAGGAAGCAGCUAAUCUCUUUCCAAUGUCACAUUAUGUUCUCUACAUGAGGGGUCAGGUGGCUGAACUUCGUGGAAAUAUUGAUGAAGCCAAACGCUGGUAUGAAGAGGCCUUAUCCAUUAGUCCUACCCAUGUGAAAAGCAUGCAGAGGCUGGCUCUGAUACUUCACCAGCUUGGGCGCUAUAGCUUGGCAGAGAAGAUUCUCAGAGAUGCUGUCCAGGUGAACUCCACAGCCCACGAGGUCUGGAACAGCCUGGGAGAGGUGCUGCAGGCUCAAGGCAAUGACGAUGCCGCCACCGAAUGCUUCCUGACGGCGCUGGAGCUCGAGGCCAGCAGUCCCGUGGUCCCUUUCACCAUCAUCCCCAGAGUCCUGUGAGAGGCCAUCUCCACCAACUGAUUUUUGGUCUUGACUUCUGGGUGAGCAAACCCACUGUGUGAGACUGCCUGGUAACUGGCUAGUUUGAGGAACUUCAGAGCUACAGGUGACAAACUCCACUCUUUUGUGGGAAAGUGGCCAAAGCAGGGAGGUGCCACCAUAUGUUGAUGUCAGACUGAGAGGACAGAGUGGUGAGCCAGAGCCAAAUCACUCAUAUUGCCUGCAGUUUUGCCCUGGUAGUUUUAAAACAUCGUUAUAUUGUUCAUGGAUGAUGUGCCAUAUUUUGUUAGUGAAACUUGAGUGUUACAUAAAAUUAUAAUGGAAUCAACUACCAAUUGUAGGAUAAGUUAAGAUUCAGUGGCAGAGCAGACUAUUUUUAACAAGGCUGUUAAUAAAACUGUUCUCUUCCUGCCUCUCAACCUCUUUUGGCCCAAAGUCAAAAUGUGAAUUUUCUGUUUCCAUCUCUAUUUUAGUCCAGGCCAGAAAAUCAGUUGAGUUCUUGUUUUUAGUUGUUAAUAACUGUGAUGUGUGGCUAACUGUUAUCUAGAGCAAAGGCUGAGUACAAGAAUAUUUAUAUUUUACCAAUGUAUGCCUGUUACAAAAAAAAUAUAUUAGUUAUUUAAGUUUAACUUUUUUAUGUGAAUUCAGAGUUUAUUUAUCAAUGGAAAUAUGUAAAAAGAAGCCUCAAAUGGAAUAUUUACCGACAUUCCUUAUACAUGAACCCAGACUUGGCUUAAUGGGAAGAUUAUGUUAAUAAUAAAAUGAUUUUUAAAUGGAA
Haemorhous mexicanus (house finch) is the source of this 3386-nucleotide messenger RNA. RefSeq names its product tetratricopeptide repeat domain 7B (gene TTC7B). Gene Ontology annotation, biological process: protein localization to plasma membrane; phosphatidylinositol phosphate biosynthetic process. Gene Ontology annotation, cellular component: plasma membrane. Bases 77 to 2608 code for a protein of 843 amino acids. Lineage: Eukaryota; Metazoa; Chordata; Aves; Passeriformes; Fringillidae. The record is from RefSeq and is a predicted model, not a curated record. Gene Ontology annotation, molecular function: protein binding. The transcript is spliced from 20 exons.